UCAGAGAUCUAAGGUCCUCCGGGAAAAGCAAAGUGGCUCCAGGGAGGAGAGGGGCUGCAGGCAUCCAAUGCCAAGAACUACCGAGGGGAGCUGAGCGUGUACAGCCGAGCAGAGCAGCUUUUUUGGUCUCUUCCUGCCUCUCAAGAUGAUGAAAAGACAGUUUAAUCGGAUGCGCCAGCAGCUGUCCCAUCCCAACACCACCAUUAGAGCCCAAGAAGCAACUGAGCUCCUGUCAGAAGAUUUGCUGCAGAUUGAACAGAGGAUUGAGCCAGCCAAGAGAGCAGCUCACAGUGUGUCCAAGAGGCUCCAAGCCUGCCUGCAGGGACAAUGUGGCUCCGAGAUGGACAAGCGAGUGAAGAAGCUGCCCUUGAUGGCUCUGUCCAUGGCGAUGGCUGAGAGCUUCAAGGAACUGGACAUAGAGUCCAGCCUUGGGAGAGCCCUGGAGAUGGGUUGCUGCAUACAGAGUUCACUGGCCAAAAUCGUGGCCGAGUUUGAGAUUGCCCUGGAGCACUAUGUCCUGCAGCCACUCAACAAGCUCAGUGAGGAGGAGCUUCCCACCAUCCUGAAGCGGAAGAAGACCCUCCAGAAGUUGAUUUCUGACUGGAACACAAUCAAGAGCCGGCUGAACCAAGCUGCCAAGAGUUCUAGUAACAGCACUGGAGCUGGUGUUGGCCCAGGGGCAUCUUCUGCUGCCAACAAACUGGAGAUCUUGAAGGAAGAAGAGGAGGAGGUGAAGAGGAAGGUGGAGCAGUGCAAGGAUGAGUACAUGGCUGACCUCUACCACUUCUCCACCAAAGAGGACAUUUAUGCCAGCUACAUCAUCAAACUAUUGGAAAUCCAAGCCCAGUACCACCGGCAGUCACUGGACUCUCUGGACUCAGCUCUAGCAGAGCUGAGGGAAAGCCACAGACAGACAGAGCCUUCCUUCAUGACAGACACUCCAGUGGCAGGGUACUAUGGUGUGCCCCUAGAGACACACCUCAAGAGCUUGGGCCGGGAGAUUGCACUUCCCAUUGAAGCCUGUGUCAUGAUGCUGUUGGCUUCCGGCAUGAAGGAGGAGGGACUCUUCCGGCUGGCAGCAGGCGCCUCAGUGCUGAAGAAGCUGAAGAGCAGCUUGGCCAGCGGCUCCAAUGCCCUGGAGGAGUUUUACUCAGACCCCCACGCUGUGGCUGGUGCACUGAAAUCUUACCUGCGGGAGCUGCCCCAGCCUUUGAUGACCUUUGAACUCUAUGAUGAAUGGGUCAAAGUGGCCAGCUUGAAGGACAUUGAUAGCCGUGUACAGAGCCUGCGAGACACCUGCAGCCGCCUGCCCCAGGACAGCUACAACAAUCUGAGGUAUCUGAUCAAGUUUUUAGCCAAGCUGGCUGAACACCAGGAGGUGAAUAAAAUGACCCCCAGCAAUAUUGCCAUUGUGCUGGGCCCAAACCUGCUGUGGUCACAGCAGAGCACAGGAGACCCCAUGCAAUUGGACUUGGCCUCAGUCUCCUCCAUCCAGGCUGUGGUGGAAGCCCUCAUCCAGAACGUGGACACUCUCUUCCCUGGAGAGGUAGAUUUCAAUGUCUCAGGCAUGUUCAUGCCGCCCACAAACACCGGACUUUGCAAGGCUGCAUCAGUGGAAGAGCCAACUCCUGUGAUCCCUCCAGCCAGCACUCCCACCCUUUUGGAUGGAGAGGCCACCUCCAGGGACCCUGAGGCCAGGUCCCAGCCAGCAUCCCCAGCACAGCCCAGGCCAUCUCCUGAAGCUGCAGGGCCACCAGCUCCGACAAUGACUGACAACACCACCCGCAAAGGCAAACGCCCAGCUCCAGCCCGACCCACAAUGCCACCACCGCCUGUGACACAGCCCCGGAGCACAGCUCCAGCCCAGGCAGCCAGCCCCAAAGCCCUGCCACGACGGAUGAUGCUCAGCCGAGCCCCCUCCGUCCCGCCGCCGCUCCCUCCGCAGCCAGCACCCCGCCACAGCCGAGAUGCCCUACCAUCCCCCAAGCCUUGCACUGGUGAGGCUGACACAGCAGCUGCCAUGAACUGUGUGCCGGGAGCCACAGAGGAGGGGCAGCCACUGCCUGCAGGAGGAAGCCCCCUAGCCACAUCAGCCCCAGAAGGACAGCCCACAGAGAACUGAACAGGGUGAGGAACGUGAAGGAAUCACAGGUCAGAGAGAUGGGACCUCUCUGAGAUCCAGCAGGUGCUGUGAAAAUGCCAGAGUGGCCUGAGGGAGUGAAUCUCUUGGUCCUCCACCUUGCUUCCUUGGCUCACACCACCUGGCAUGCUUUGCCUGCCUUCUCUCG
This is a messenger RNA of Sturnus vulgaris (Common starling), 2288 nucleotides long. Lineage: Eukaryota; Metazoa; Chordata; Aves; Passeriformes; Sturnidae. The record is from RefSeq and is a predicted model, not a curated record.